UGUGCUUUUUCGUCUGUUUAUCAAAAUCCAAUAAGAUAUUGAGUGUCCGUACAAACAAACUAUCAUGAGUAGCAUCGGCACUGGUCAGUCCUAUGCGGAACCGCAAGAUUCCAUUCGGUCUCACGUUAGCGAUAGGAGCAAAGCUGAUUCGGGUUCGGUGACGGUGAAAACAAUGGACGGGUCGCAUUAUUCGGAAGCCCAGGCCGUAACCCUCACGGUGGACGGGUUCGGGACGGUCAAGGAUCCCUUGAGCGGUGAGGUCCAACCGGUGAAACGAUUCACCUGGACGAACGACAGUGGUAUGUCGGUGCAGGUGAUAUCGUAUGGGGCGAUUAUCACUUCGAUUAAGGUUCCCGGCAAGGAUGGCUCGAUUGAGGACGUUGUGUUGGGAUUCGAUGACAUUCCUGGAUAUCAGGGAGCGAACAAUCCUUAUUUUGGAGCUACCGUGGGACGAGUGGCGAAUCGUAUCGGUGGUGGUCGGUUCACGAUCGACGGGGUUGUCUACGAGGUUACAAAGAACUACGAGGGACGCCAUCAGCUGCACGGUGGCAAGAUCGGUUUCGACAAGUUCAACUGGACGACGCAUGUGGACGGGACGGUAGUCACGUUGAGUCACACGAACAUGGACGGACACGAAGGAUACCCGGGAACAGUUCUGGCAUCGGUGACCUACGAACUGAAGAACGACAAUCGAUUCGUCUUUAAGUACCAGGCAGUGUCUAGCAAACCGACACCGAUCAAUCUGACGAACCAUUCCUACUUCAAUCUGGCUGGCCAUAGCACCGGUCACGAGGAAGUCUACCGUCACAUCAUUUCAAUGAACGCCGAUCGGAUUACGGAAACGGACGCGGACUCUAUCCCGACUGGCAAGUUCCUCUGUGUCGGUGGGACAUCGUACGAUCUGCGUAUCCCUCGGGAGCUUGGACCGGCCAUGUCCCGCACCCCAGGCGAGGGAUACGAUAACAACUUCUGCAUCACCAAGGGCACUGAGCAGAGUAUGACCUUUACCGCCCGGGUCGUUCACCCUCACUCCGGACGAGUGCUGGAGGUUUACACCGAUCAACCGGGCGUUCAGCUGUACACCAGUAACUUUAUGCCCGAUCCGAAUCGCAAUAUCCGCGCGAAACCGGUCAAUGCUGCGGAAUACUACGAAGUAACCCAUCUGGAACCGGUAGUGCCUUCGAUGGCCACCGAACAACCGAUCCGCGGUAAGGGUGGAGCCAAGUACUUCAAACAUGGCGCAUUCUGUUUGGAGACGCAAAAUUUCCCGGACGCAGUGAAUCAUGCCAACUUUCCCAACUCGGUGCUAGUUCCCGGUGAAACCUACACGCACGAGGUGGUUUACAAGUUUGGAUUGCACGAUGGCAAUUGAACUGAUGGUGUGAGAAGGUUGUGAAAUAUAACGGCUUAGGAAUUAAUCAACGUCUAGUUAGA
Molecule: messenger RNA, 1434 nt
Organism: Ochlerotatus camptorhynchus
Lineage: Eukaryota; Metazoa; Arthropoda; Insecta; Diptera; Culicidae
Product: galactose mutarotase
Exons: 3
Coding region: 65-1372 (435 amino acids)
Biological process (GO): glucose metabolic process; beta-D-galactose catabolic process via UDP-galactose, Leloir pathway
Molecular function (GO): aldose 1-epimerase activity; carbohydrate binding
Source: RefSeq, a predicted model, not a curated record